CGAAAUGGUUAUUUCGACGCAUCAGCUAAUAUAUGAGGCACAUGAAGGAUCUGUAGCAGCACUCAUAGACUGUAACGUGCAUCCUGUACCAACCAGUAUUGAAUGGAAAAGAGACAAAAUAACACCACCAAAGACAAGAGUUGUUAUGGACAAUCAUAAAUACUUUUAUAGUGUAGAAGCGCCUACACUUGUGAUAAGAAACCCAAACAAACCAGUGGAUGAAGGUUACUACCAAUGCACGGCAGAAGCCAAUGGAAAAUCAGUGGAUGGAGAUGUUGUACAACUUAAAGUGUCCAUGCAUGCUUCUGUCGACCAAGGUAGCCAGCAGAUGUCAUUUCAAAUACCACAAGACAUUGAUUUAAAGAGACGAAAGUCAAAAAAAGAUGUUUCUGAUACAUUUGAAAGAGUUACUCGGGCCAAAAAACGAGCGAAGACAGGAGAAUUUGGAAAAGCCAUGCAUGCUUCUGUCGACCAAGGUAGCCAGCAGAUGUCAUUUCAAAUACCACAAGACAUUGAUUUAAAGAGACGAAAGUCAAAAGAAGAUGUUUCUGAUGAAUUUGAAAGAGUUACUCGGGCCAAAAAACGAGCGAAGACAGGAGAAUUUGGAAAAGGCUCCUAA
Pecten maximus is the source of this 619-nucleotide messenger RNA. RefSeq lists its product as uncharacterized. NCBI's taxonomy places the organism in Eukaryota, Metazoa, Mollusca, Bivalvia, Pectinida, Pectinidae. The transcript is spliced from 4 exons. Bases 5 to 619 code for a protein of 204 amino acids. The record is from RefSeq and is a predicted model, not a curated record.